CGGAAUGAAACCGAACGAGAAAUGUCAAACGGCACGCAAUGUUUUUGUGUGUUAGCGAAGUGAAAGGAUUUGCGUCUAUUGAAAAUCUAUGAAGUGUGACUAAGGUAGUCAAUCAAAAAUGCAAAGAUAUCAGUUGUUAUGCAAGAUCAAAGCAUGACACAAUAUUUUACAUAAUUAUUCCAUGUUGUGUGUUCACUAGUGCAGAACAGACUUGGCUGUAUUCUCAUCCCUUGAUUUAACCAAGGGGAAAACUGAUGAAAUUAUUAUCUACAAUUCACUCACACACUUUCAAUAUCUAGGGAAGUAGAAGGUAAGUUUAUUGAACAGUUGUUGCCAACAUAACCAUCAAACAGACAACCAAAUUUAGGCCGUAAAGGGAAGCGUCUACUAGAGUCAACAAUAGCAUCGUCACCUCCCAUCAGAAUCGCAAAUUCUUCCAAACAUCACUGAUUUUGGGAAUUUUUUCACUCAUGCUAUAUUUCAUUUGUCUUUGAAGGGUAUUCCAAGUUUCAAAGUAACAGUACGACAGCAACAAGUUGAGAUUUAAGCAACAAUUUUGGUAGGCGGUCGCAUCAAUAACCGUCACAUGAAUGAAAAGACUUAAGUCGUCAUAGCAAAUUGUCAAGAGGAAAAUAGAUUUGUGUUUGAGACGAGAUGAGUGAGACACGGAGUUUAGGGAUUCAAUGUCAGAGCCGCAAGAGUACAGCAGUACAGACAAAACGUCUCUCAAAAGAAGGUAAAGUUUGACAGCGGAAUUCAUAUCAAGUAUUAGGGCUGUGCCAGUACAAUAUCAACAAGACUAUGUCUGGUAUGUAAGUAUUGAGUUCUACAACAGAUGGUGGUCGACGUGAGAAUUGUUCAUACAUACUGAAUACUUCAUUUCAUGAAAAGAAUUAACAUCAUUUUCUCACUCAGAUACUGUUGUUGGUUAACCGGCAUCUGUUUCGCGGGAAGUAUUAGUACUUACAGCAAUGUUUGCCAACCUUUAUCGCGGUUGUCUUUUAUAAAGUUCUGGUAUACACGCAUAUGGUUCUUUUAACUAGGCCGAAAUAUCGACUGUCCACUGAAGUUCACGAAAUGUCCAGACUAAAAACUCUUCAACAUUUAGAAAGCUGUGAAUUGAGAAGGAUGCAACACCUGAAAAAUACAUGUAAAACUUUGACGAGUUUCGAGCGAAGGUCCUUUAUCGGGAAGUUAUCCGUUAGGAAAACUUCGUUAGGAUCGGGAGGUUUUACUUGUGUGUUUUCAGAUGUAGUUGAAUCCUUCUCAAUCCGAAACGUUCUGGUGUUAUUGUCACUACCUACGCUGACAGACAGUUUCUCCUUCAAUAUUUAGUAUCGUGUGCAUGAGAUGCCCAAAAUCAUGUAGUUAAACUUGCUUGCUCCUGUCAUUUAUGCCUAGUAACGCAAUAUACUGAAAACCAGCAUGAAUAGCCAACAACUCAUGAUGGCAAUAUAAUUAUAUAAACUCGGGUGUUACUAAGAAUAUUAUUACGGAGAAAAACUGAGUUUUAAAACUCGAUGAAAGAUUGAGUUUUUGCCGCCGUAUAGUAUCAAUCACUGAAACUAUAAACUUGAAUCAUUCAAAAUCUUUAGAGCUACGUUACUAUACGAAAAUUGUGGAUAAAGAGAAAGAAGUUUUGCUGAAUUUCAUAAAAGCAACGAAGGAAUAUCCAGCAUUAAGGCAACCUCAUUACAGAAUAAACCUGACACCCACACAGACGAAACUUCGUAAGAAUGUUGGCACUCGGAAGAAACGUAAAAGUAAAAAGCAUGCCUCUCAUAAAACGAAAGGAAAGACAAACGAAGACGGCGAUCAAGAGAACACGAGUCACUAUGUUUCCAAGAUUGUGGUGGACGAUGCAACGCAUUGCCUGAAGCUCAGAGUGAGAUCUUGCAAGAAAAGUCAAGAGUUGAAAGAGAACAACAGCAGUGUGCCGCCUGAGAGAACACGAUCAAGGAAAGCCAAGCAACCAAGAAGAUAUACAAGAAGCCUGGAAUCUUUGACAGAAAACAUCAAUGGUGAUGGGAUGGAUAAUCCUAAAGUGGUGAGAGAUGAUGAUCCGAUCCAGACUAGUUAAAUUUCCCUUAGUGUAGCCUGCUCACAGCUUGAGUUUACAUUUGCCUUGAGUGAGAGUUAGUUGAAAUUUGUCUUAGUGAGAGUUAGUUGGAUGAUCCUUUAGGGACACCUGAUACCUUUCAAAUUUGCCUCAGUGAUUUCAAAUAGUGGCCAACAAUUCAUAAUUGCACUCCACAGAUCAGAUCAAUACAUAGUCUGUAUGACUGCAUAGAGUGAGAUUCGCAUAGCUUAGGUUUCAGAUUAGAUUUAGUUAGGGUCAGUAUCACGCUUGCAUGUCUUAAUCUUUCACUUGACUUGACUUGUUUUAGGAAUCAAGCCACCAACUUGUCAAAGAGAAGCAAGAAAGUCCAAAUGUAAAACCAGAGAGAGCUACGAAUGAUGAAAAUAACAAUGUUUCUCCAGCCAGUCCUACAACCCUCUCCACUAAAUCAGUCAAAGCUGAAGUAGAAAAUACUGACUGCUUGUUCGCUAACAGCAAAUUACACCUCUCGAGCCCAGACUCUUCCCCAUUACCGACGAUGACGUCACAACUUGCCCCAAUCCUCUCUCUAUCAGAUGAAGAAUCUCCCAACGGUCAAGCGACGUCCCCCAACGACCAAACGACAUCUCCCGACGGUCAGGCGACGUCCGACGACGACUCAAAUUACAAUUCGCCAAACGACGAUUCCGACGACAAUCAAUCUGUUUGUUCUGAGGAGUUCUUCAUCGUGGAAACAAACGAGCACAACGUGGAUGAUGGAAAAGAGGGAUCAAGUAUGAACAGUGUGAGCGAAACUGCAGAUAAAACAAAACCAACAAAGAAAUCAAAUAUAGAAGAAACGAACACAAAUCUUAAAGAUGAACUGAAAAAGCGACUUAAAGCGAACUUAAUCCGCAAAGCAUCCGACAAUGAACAAUACGAGAAUGCAACAGAAAGUUUGUCCAGGAAUGGCAGCAAUACUUGCAGAAAUAUGGAAGAGCCCAAAGUUUUACCCCAGGUUGUCUCAGUCCAUUUCUACGAUCCUCAAACGCACAGUCAACGAGUUGUUGGUGCAGAUACACACAUCCCGUAUCUUAGCAACCCCAUGAUACGAGACGCCUCAAUGACCCUGUCUUACCCUAAACCACCCUCAAUAACCCUACCUUACCCUAAAUCACCCGCAGCUACCCUAUCUUACCCACCACAUCUGUCAAGAGCACAAAAACCAACCAGCCCCACUUUAACACCACCUCGUUCUCCAAAUCUAUCCCAAGCAACCCUACCAAGGAUCCCUCCAAUGAAAUAUCCUUAUCCCUCCUAUUAUCCAAAUGCAACUGAUAUCCAUAAACAACACUCUGCUUAUCAACUCCCAAGUGUUCCUGCAUCCACAAAAGUACGAGCGCUCCCCCCUGAAAUUAGUAGUAACAGCAUUACCAGCAGGGGUAAUGUCUCAUGUUAUGGCAAUAUGCCAACUCAAGUAAGCUUACACCACCCUGAAACUAUAACCAACAGUAUUACCACCAGGGAUGUCGCUUCACGUAAUGCCACUAUUUCAAGAUCACUCCCCCCUGAAACUCGCAGUUACGGUGUUACCGCGAGAGAGGAUUCGACCUCAACCACUAAUGCACCAACAGAAGUUAUACCACACCACCCGGAAUUGGCAAGCAACACCAUCCCCACCAGGGGGGUUACGCCAACUAGUGCAGACAAUCCUAUUGAAAUUACUGAAAUAGACAAACAAGGCAAGAAGCGAAAACGUUUCAUCUUUGGCGCCCACGAACCUCCUAAAAAGAAAGUCAUUUCAUCUCUACUCACACCGCUCUGUGAACGAGAAGCGACCAGAUUGGCUGAUGGGAUACAUGAAAUUAACAUGCAAUAUUUCCCUCUGCGUUCAUUGGCUCAAAAAGCAGCCAAGCGCGUUUCGGGAGACACGGACGAUGUACUCAAACUCAUCGACCAAAAGAUUCAACUCAAGACAAAGAUUCAGGAUGUUGAAAAAGCAAGGUAAGUGUCUCAGGUAGCUUGAUGCGAUGCAAGCAAGCCUUCGGGCUACAUGGGGUUAGCUGACCAUUAGCCGGUAUUUUCACAAACAAGUGAAAAAAUAUCUUAACUGACAGCUGGCAAACGAUGAAACAGUAAUUUGGAACUGACAUAUUUCAAAACCUCCCUGACUGCUGACUAUUAUACAAAAACUAUCAGUUGAUUUGUUACAAUGUUUUGUUCCAUAUUUCUAGGAAUCUUCUCAAAGAUAUCUACGACAUGGUGUUGAAAUCAAAGGAAAUCGAAGACAUUCAGAAUUUCGAGUUGGUUUCUCAUAAUUUUGGCGUGAGAAACAUCUUAAAUCAUCUCAGCUUGGUCGACCUGUAUUUCGGAGAAUUGGGCACUGAAUUAGAGUCGAAGAUCUAAGAAACGUAUCUGUAUUUGACCCGUAUAGCUUGUCACGUGACAAAAGCAUUUAACGACGUGUUAUGCACGUGACAAAUGUUCUAUGAUAUUUUCUACAUUUUCUAUAUAUCUUUCUAUAUUUUUGUUAAUAUUGGUGUGAAUAGCAGAAUAGUCGAAAACAUUUUGAUAUUGGUUUAAAAUUGCAUAUGUUGCAUGAGUUUCAACAACUUGUUCAUUUUUGUUUGUGUGUUUACAUUUAGUCGAUAAACACUUUUGAUAUAUUCCAUUACUUAAUAUAUUGUAUUAGAAAGUAAAAAAAUAGGGACAGAAUUAGUACGUUCUUGGAGAAUUGAUAUUUGAUUAAAAUUAUGUCAUCUUUGCUGCUGAUAAAGUGUGCUGACCGCUUGAUCGUACGAAACUUACUACCAUAUUUUUUAACGCUUUCAAAUACUUUAAUUGAAAUUUCAUUCACACACACACGCACACGCACACGCACACGCACACGCACACGCACACACACCUAACGUUAUGUAUUCGUAUACCAUAAUUAAAAGUCUAUUAUUAACAGCAUGGCAUGCAGGGCGAUUAGUGAUUAAAUGUACCCGAAAGCCGAGGGAGGUUUUAUAGUAAAAGUUUACUAAACUUCUCGAGGCUUGAGGGACAUUUCAUCACUAAUCGACCGUAAUGCCAUGCUAUCACAUAUUAUAGCUACCGAGACAAUAAAACUCGGUCAGCCUUUCAUUCGAUUGAAUAAGUUGAAGUGAAAAGGCGCGUUUGCUUUUUGAUACUAAUG
Paramuricea clavata is the source of this 5216-nucleotide messenger RNA. The record is from the annotation of a GenBank genome assembly. NCBI's taxonomy places the organism in Eukaryota, Metazoa, Cnidaria, Anthozoa, Malacalcyonacea, Plexauridae.